This is a messenger RNA of Sinocyclocheilus grahami, 1157 nucleotides long. RefSeq names its product elongation of very long chain fatty acids protein 4-like. Gene Ontology annotation, cellular component: endoplasmic reticulum membrane. The coding region runs from base 274 to 1044 and encodes 256 amino acids. The transcript has 6 exons. Gene Ontology annotation, molecular function: fatty acid elongase activity. Gene Ontology annotation, biological process: sphingolipid biosynthetic process; very long-chain fatty acid biosynthetic process; fatty acid elongation, monounsaturated fatty acid. The record is from RefSeq and is a predicted model, not a curated record. NCBI's taxonomy places the organism in Eukaryota, Metazoa, Chordata, Actinopteri, Cypriniformes, Cyprinidae.
CAACUGCGCAUGCUCAGUGCCGGACAGACCGGUGUCCAGUCAGUGUCAGACACUCUGAUCAGAUGCGUUUGCCUCAUAUGCUCCAGUCCCGUUAGUUACAUUCAGUUUGCCUUCGCGUAAUUAUUGCCAAACCUGCGGAGUUGAUGUGUUUAAACGCACACUGUAGAUUUAAAUCCAGACAUUUAUUCACUCGCAUAUUUGACCUGGGCUGCACCGCACCUGAUGUCGGCAUAGGCACGCGCUCGCAAGGAUAAUCAUCUUAGAACUAGAGCCAUGGAGACAGUCAUUCACUUUAUGAAUGACUCUGUAGAGUUUUAUAAAUGGAGCCUUACCAUAGCAGAUAAGCGCGUGGAGGAAUGGCCGAUGAUGUCAUCUCCGCUCCCCACCCUGGGGAUCAGCGUUCUCUACUUGCUCUUCCUCUGGGUCGGACCCCUUUACAUGCAGAACCGGGAGCCUUUUCAGCUCAGAAAAACCCUCAUUGUGUACAACUUCAGCAUGGUGCUGCUUAACUUCUACAUCUGCAAAGAGCUGCUUCUGGGCUCCAGAUCGGCAGGAUACAGCUACCUCUGCCAGCCCGUGAACUACUCCAAUGACGUCAAUGAAGUCAGGAUAGCGUCAGCGCUAUGGUGGUACUACAUCUCUAAGGGGGUGGAGUUUCUGGACACAGUGUUCUUCAUCAUGAGGAAGAAGUUUAACCAGGUCAGCUUCCUGCACGUCUAUCACCACUGCACAAUGUUCAUCCUGUGGUGGAUCGGCAUCAAGUGGGUUCCUGGUGGACAGUAUCCAGUUCCACGUCACCAUUGGCCACGCCGCUCAUUCUCUCUACACGGGCUGCCCAUUCCCGGCCUGGAUGCAGUGGGCUCUGAUUGGCUACGCCGUCACAUUCAUCAUCCUGUUUGCCAAUUUCUACUACCAGACAUACCGCCGCCAGCCACGCCUCAAGUCGGCCAAACCUGCCGUGAACGGCAUCUCCAAUGGCACCAGCAAGACAUCGGAGGUCACGGAAAACGGAACGAAACAGAAGAAAGGAAAAGGAAAGCAUGAUUAAAAAGAAACAAGACAGGAAGUGAAACACUGGGUCUCGUGGGCUUCAAAAAUACCCAUGUCUCAACUGCUACAGACUGUUUGGUAAUUUGUGAAUGGAAUGUUUGUGAAAA